This is a messenger RNA of Pyricularia pennisetigena, 720 nucleotides long. RefSeq lists its product as uncharacterized. NCBI's taxonomy places the organism in Eukaryota, Fungi, Ascomycota, Sordariomycetes, Magnaporthales, Pyriculariaceae. The transcript has 3 exons. The coding region runs from base 1 to 720 and encodes 239 amino acids. The record is from RefSeq and is a predicted model, not a curated record. Gene Ontology annotation, molecular function: protein binding.
AUGGCUAUGAGUUCGCGUCUCCGGCGUGUUGCCAAGGAACUGCAAGACAUACAAAAUGACAGAGACAACUCUGGCGUUAUGGCAUCGGCCAUCAACGAGUCGGACCUCACACAUCUGAGAGGUUCUUUCCCGGGGCCGCCAGGAACUCCAUAUGAGGGUGGCACAUAUGUUGUCGACAUCAUAAUCCCUGACACAUACCCCUUCAAGUCACCUAUAAUGAAGUUCGAGACUAAGAUGUGGCAUCCCAACGUCAGCAGCCAAACCGGAGUAAUUUGUCUCGACACUCUAGGAGCCGGCUGGUCUCCUGUGGGCACCAUAAAGAUGGCUCUCUUGUCUCUCCGCAUGCUUCUCGAAUCGCCCAACCCGCGCGACCCGCAAGACGCCGAAGUCGCCAAAAUGAUGAUGGAGGAUCCCGACUACUUCAAGGUUGUUGCACACGACUGGGCUGUCAGGUACGCGGGCGCUCGCAGGACGCAACCGCCCCCCGACCAAUACGUCAGAAAGACCCCCAUCGUGGCCCAGAAGGUAGCGGAGGAUCCCCGAAGGUACUGCGGAUACAAUAAGGACCUCAUCGACCGUUUUGUGAGCAUGGGAUUCGAGCUCGACAAAGUUGUGGAAGCUUUCCUCUUCGUUGGUAUCGACCGCAAUGGUGGGCGCGACUACGAGCUUGAGGAGGCAUACAUGGGCGACAUCACAGCUAGGCUUUUGGGCGAGCAGUGA